Molecule: messenger RNA, 1445 nt
Organism: Ceraceosorus bombacis
Lineage: Eukaryota; Fungi; Basidiomycota; Exobasidiomycetes; Ceraceosorales; Ceraceosoraceae
Source: the annotation of a GenBank genome assembly
GUGGCAGAUCGAUAUGCCAAAGCUGAGCGCGUACCCGCCUCAUCUGCUCGCCGGCUACUUGGUCUGGCGGGUCCAAAGCCUAUUUGAAUUUGCGGCCUGCGCGCCACAGAUCAACGCGGUCCGACUUCUUUCUGACCCUUGCCCGCAAUGGGCGGACGAUUUGUGGCGGGGCGUUUUGCAAAAUGCGCUCUCUGGCCUGCGUGAUUCGACACUCGGCUUGCGUGCUCUUCAAUUUGACGACUGAUUGCGCUCGCCCGGCCGCCAUCACAUCACACUCACCAGCGCUCGACCUUGGAAGGAGAUCAUGCUUCGUCGUUGUGGACGUCAUCCCAUCAGAUUUUCACCUACACUGCGGAGAGGUGUGAUCACGCAAGGCGGACCUUUGAGGCGACUCCGUCCAUCUUUUCAUAACGAAUGCCGGAAUUGCAUCACGUUUGCUGAUUGCACAUCGUCCGAAGAAACUUCGAACGAGAGCUUCGUUGACUUGCGAGGCUUCGCAUGCCGUCUUGGCCCUGAAGCAGUCAAUGUCAGGGCGGCUGCCACCCACGACGAUGCCAGACAGUGCCACCUCAUAACAAGAAGAGCGCAUCAUGCGAUGAGCACAGGUGAUCCUGUGGAGUACGGAAUUCACACUGUAGUAGAGUGUCUCAUUGAGACGCCUGCCAUACUUGCUGUGCCACACAAUCGAUCCUCGCUGUCCGGUAUUGCCAGCCCAGUGCCUGUGAUCUGCGGGGCAUGCCAGCCGUGCACGCCACGCAAUCCUGCCGUCAGGGGAGCCUUGAAAAGUGCACAUGAGGCAUGCCGCGCAGAAGCGUCCCAAGUCCAACGAGCAUCUUGCAGUCUGUCUCACAUUUUCGCAAAUGUGACAGACGUCGGUCAUGCCCGGUGGCACAAGUUCUAGAAGCAACAUCAUGAAGACGUCUGAUUGAUUGAGCAGCACGACACGGCUAGUCGCGCAUCGUGCCACGAAUGUUCAUCUCAACUCACGCCGCACAUGAAAUUCUGGUUCGAAACGCCCGCACUCUAGACUCGUAUCCGCACCCGGACCGACACUUGUCCCUUGAACCUGGCAUUGCUUCGUGAAGUGCAGACUCAAACGCAUGGGUGUGAAGCACGAUGAGAAUCACGGCAUGGCGUGAUCAGUCUUGGAGAUUGCGUUGAACGGGGCAUGACAUCACACUACGUAUCUUUGAGCCUACAUGGGGCUCUUCUCGCCGCUUCGGUCCCGUUGCGCAGACCGACGUUCGGCCUUUCGCGCCCCCAUACUGGCUCACGCAUCAGCAAUAGAAGAGGAAGAUCUGGCAGUGCGAGGCAUGGCAAUCCAUCCGCCUUCUUUCCCGCUCGCAUUCGCGUGCUGCCCCCGUUCUCACUGCUGCUGCGUUUGGUUUGCUGCAAGAUGAUGGAUGGAGAGCCGCUGGCGGUAUGACGUGCGCAGUAUACCCACC